AGUCAUAAUCGUAGUGACUUGGAGAACGCUGUAAGCAAUUUGCAGGUUUUACACUUUAGCGAAGUUGGCAUAUAAUAAGAGGAAAAUCAAUUCCCAACAAAACUAUCAAGAUGACACUCACAAAUCGGGUGGAUUUGGAGUCGGUCUACAAUGUUGGCGUGGGCUUCCGUUCAUAUUAUAUUCAAAAAAUUGAGGAGCUGCAAUUGAUUGUGGCGGAGAAAAGUCAAAAUCUACGCCGAUUACAGGCACAACGUAAUGAGCUCAAUGCUAAAGUACGAAUGCUGCGAGAGGAGUUGCAACUGUUGCAGGAACAAGGCAGCUAUGUUGGUGAGGUUGUGAAGCCAAUGGACAAGAAAAAGGUGCUUGUCAAGGUCCAUCCCGAGGGUAAAUUUGUAGUUGAUUUGGACAAGAACAUUGAUAUUAACGAUGUAACACCAAAUUGUCGCGUUGCAUUGCGGAACGAAAGUUACACUCUGCACAAGAUAUUGCCCAAUAAAGUGGAUCCGUUAGUGUCGCUUAUGAUGGUCGAAAAAGUUCCCGAUUCCACGUAUGAAAUGGUUGGUGGCUUAGACAAGCAGAUCAAGGAAAUCAAAGAAGUAAUCGAGCUGCCUGUCAAGCAUCCCGAGCUAUUUGACGCCUUAGGUAUUGCCCAGCCAAAGGGUGUGUUGCUGUAUGGCCCGCCCGGCACUGGCAAAACGCUGCUCGCUCGCGCAGUUGCCCAUCACACGGAAUGCACAUUCAUACGUGUCUCUGGCUCCGAACUGGUCCAAAAGUUCAUUGGCGAGGGCUCACGUAUGGUGCGUGAACUCUUCGUGAUGGCACGUGAACAUGCACCAUCAAUUAUAUUUAUGGAUGAAAUUGAUUCGAUCGGCUCGUCGCGUAUUGAAUCUGGCUCUGGCGGCGACUCUGAGGUGCAACGUACUAUGUUGGAGCUGCUCAAUCAACUGGAUGGUUUCGAGGCCACCAAGAACAUCAAAGUCAUCAUGGCAACCAAUCGUAUUGAUAUACUCGACCCAGCACUACUUCGUCCUGGCCGCAUUGAUCGCAAAAUUGAAUUCCCCCCACCAAAUGAGGAAGCGCGUUUGGACAUCCUUAAGAUUCAUUCGCGCAAAAUGAACUUAACGCGCGGCAUCAAUCUGAGGAAGAUUGCUGAACUGAUGCCUGGCGCAUCAGGUGCCGAAGUCAAGGGUGUCUGUACCGAGGCUGGAAUGUACGCACUGCGCGAGCGUCGUGUGCAUGUUACCCAGGAAGAUUUUGAAAUGGCCGUCGCCAAGGUAAUGCAAAAAGACUCUGAGAAGAACAUGUCCAUCAAAAAGCUGUGGAAGUAAACCUUAACUAUGAAUACAAAACCGAGUUUCAAUGAA
Molecule: messenger RNA, 1364 nt
Organism: Drosophila navojoa
Lineage: Eukaryota; Metazoa; Arthropoda; Insecta; Diptera; Drosophilidae
Gene: Rpt6
Product: 26S proteasome regulatory subunit Rpt6
Molecular function (GO): ATP hydrolysis activity; ATP binding
Source: RefSeq, a predicted model, not a curated record